Molecule: messenger RNA, 6557 nt
Organism: Megalops cyprinoides (Indo-Pacific tarpon)
Lineage: Eukaryota; Metazoa; Chordata; Actinopteri; Elopiformes; Megalopidae
Gene: f5
Product: coagulation factor V
Exons: 25
Coding region: 48-6089 (2013 amino acids)
Molecular function (GO): copper ion binding; oxidoreductase activity
Source: RefSeq, a predicted model, not a curated record
GGUUGCUCCACACAGAGUAGUGCUCACUUGGAGUUCCAGAGUCAGACAUGAGACUUUGCUCCUGGAGUGGAGCUCCCCUUCUCCUCCUGGGCCUGCUGCUACACAGUGCGCUGGCUGUGGAAAGGCACUACUAUAUUGCCGCCGUCCACAUAAACUGGACAUACACCGCACAAGAUGGACAGAGUUCUGGCCCCACCUAUAAGAAAGUUGUGUUCAGGGAGUAUGAUGCUGGCUUCAAACAGGCCAAGGCCCAUCCACCAUGGUUAGGACUGCUUGGACCUACCCUGCGGGGACAGAAGGGUGAUGUCAUCAAAGUCACAUUCAGAAACAUGGCUGACAGGCCGUACAGUUUGCAUCCACACGGCAUAGCCUAUGUGAAACAGUCAGAAGGAUCCUUGUACUUUGACAACACCUCGCUGUUUGAGAAGGAAGAUGACGAGGUCUGCCCGGGGAAAGAGCACACGUACACCUGGGAGGUGACCGACGAGGUGGCCCCAACAGAGGAGGACCCCCCCUGUCUCACCUACACCUACAUCUCCCACUAUGACAUCGUCAAAGACUUCAACUCCGGACUGAUUGGCACUCUGCUGGUGUGCAAAGAGGGUAGCCUCAGUGACACAGGCGAGCAGCUUCUUUUCUCCCAGGAAUAUGUGCUGCUCUUUGGAGUGUUUGAUGAAAGUGAGAGCUGGUACACCACAGGCCUAGCACCCACUGACAGCCGUAUAAAGUACACCAUCAAUGGCUACAUGAACGGCUCCAUACCAGAUCUAAAAGUUUGUGCCUACACCUCAGUGAGCUGGCACCUCCUGGGCAUGAGCUCAGAGCCAGAGGUUUUCUCGGUCCACUUCAACGGGCAGGUGAUGCUGCACUCAGGGCAUAAGGUCUCCACAGUGGGGCUGAUCAGUGGCUCCUCCACCAGUGGCAACAUCACCACCGCCCACCCAGGCCAGUGGCUGGUGUCCUCCAUCGUCAGCGGCCACAUGGAGGCUGGAAUGUAUGGCUAUCUGAACAUUGAAGAAUGUGAGGAAAUCCCCCCUCCACGCCGAAAAAUCACAAUGAAACAGAGACGACAGAGUCAGGAGUGGACCUAUUACAUUGCUGCUGAGGAGGUCAUCUGGGAUUAUGCACCUACGAUGGCUGAGUAUAUUGAUAGUGACUAUAAGUCCAAAUACCUGAAGAGCAGUUCUGAUCGCAUAGGCCAGAAGUACAAAAAGGCUGUAUUCACCCAGUACACAGACGAAACGUUCAAGGAAAGAGCAGAGAAUAAGCAGAGGAAGAUGGAGACCGGAAUCCUGGGCCCUGUGAUCAGAGCUCAGAUCAGGGACAUAGUGAAGAUUGUCUUCAAGAACAAGGCAAGUCGACCAUACAGCAUAUACCCACAUGGGCUGACUAUCGACAAGAUGGAAGAAGGGUUCAGCUAUCCUGACAGAGGUAACCAGACUAGCGGGGUACAGCCUGGGCAGACCCAUACUUAUGAAUGGAAAGUGAUCGAGGAGGACGAGCCCACAGACAGCGACUCGCGGUGCCUGACCAGGAUGUACCACAGUGCAGUGGACCCGGCCCGGGACAUUGCCUCCGGCCUCGUUGGGCCUCUACUCAUCUGCAAGAGUCAGUCCCUCGACAAGAGGAAUGCACAGUUGAAGGCAGACAAAGAGCAGCACGCAAUGCUGGUAGUUUUUGAUGAGAACAAAAGCUGGUACAUCGAUGAAAACAUCAAAUCUUUCUGUGGGGACCCCUCAAGAGUCAACAAAGAAGACCCAGAAUUUUAUAAAUCCAAUGUGAUGCACUCAAUAAACGGUUACGUAUAUGACAGCGGACAGGUCCUGGGGUUCUGCAAUGGUGAGAUAGUGACCUGGCACAUGUCCAGCGUUGGUGCACAAGACUACAUUCAGACCGCCACCUUUUAUGGUCACAGUUUUGAGCUGAAUGACAGACCAGAGGAUCUUCUCAGUCUCUUUCCAAUGACUGGGGAGACCAUCCACAUGAACAUGGAUAACAUUGGCCACUGGCUGCUGGCAUCAUUAAGCUCCCAUGAGACUCAGAAGGGAGUGAGAGUGAAGUUUAAAGACCUUGAGUGCUACCUAGAUUAUGACUAUAACGAGAAGGAGGAAACUGAUAUCUUAUCUGUAAAUACAUGGCGCCCUGAAGAUAUCGAUGAAAUAAGGAAACCAGGAAAUGAAAAACCAACAGAAAAAACUUCGAUUAAAUAUGAAGUUGAUGAUUACACUGACUCCAUGGCAGAGCUACUUGGACUUCGGUCAUUCAAGAACAAAUCACAAGGACUCAGAGAUGAUGUAGAAUUGUUAGAUUUCUCUCUGUUGGAUUCUGAUGAUCAGGUCUUUCCAGUUGGAAACACCACUGAGAAUCUUUCUUCCUACACAACUUUACAUUACCUGACUCACCCAGAGCUAGGAUCCAAUGAGAAACCGAGAAAUUUGUCAUUGGCAGAGAGGGCAAAGGUUAACGGAGACAUCAUGGAGAGAGGGUCCUUCAAUGAAACACUGAAUACAACAGGGAAAGCGGCUGACAGCGCAGAUCUGUGGACCAAUGCUACAACAAUGAAUGAAUCUGUGGCUGAAACAACCAGUAUGGAAUUACAGGUAAACAAAACAACAAUGUUAGUCCUGCAAACCAACAUCACAGCUGAAAUCAGUUAUGCUGUAGAGGGUGUGGCAACGGAUGCAGUACUAAGCCAGCUUAAUGGGAGCUCUGAGGAAAUUCAGAAAGAAGCCACCCCAGUUAAAGAAGGUACCUCACAUGUGGAAAAACCUGAGGUGUCUGGGGACAAAGCUACAGGGAAUGACUUGUUCACCUACACAGUGCCCUUCUCCAAGAUUUUCCCCAGCAGUACUCAGAUGGAGAUGAACAACACAGACAAAGAAGAGUUUGUAUUACUCGAUAGUACUGUCACUGAAGAAAUCUUCACUGGUUAUGAUAAAAAUGUGGUGGAUAUAGCUGUUUCAGAAGCGAAAUUCCCAUAUAGCAGUUCUGUUGCUACCACCAUCCCCGACGAGGGUCAGAAAGCGUUGCCUGAAAAUGCAACACUGGAUUCAGGAGGUAAUAUUUUUACUGCAGAAGCCACUGUGUGCAAUUCUAGCUGUGCCAAAGAUUUCACUGCUUUCGAUGCAGAAAUUGGCAAAAGUGAUGUGAUGAACAAUAUCAGCAAGUCCCUAGAAAUGAUUACCAGCACAGAACAGGGCAAUUAUAGUCUGCUGCCAGAAGCAACGUCAACACUAGGUUUGGAUGGAGGAAAUGAGACUGCAAUGGAAGACAAAAUUCUUCCCAAAAUCCAAGUACACAAUGAAACUUCAUCGGCUUCAUCAUCGGAUGAAGAAGCAGUGUGGAAUGUUGUGAUGAAAGCUCCUGGUGUGGAACACUGGAAUUCAUCAGAGGAGGUCGCUUAUGAAAAUGAGGAGGACAAUCGCUUGAUGGACAGAAACAUCACAUUUUCUCAUGGCUUGAUGAAUGUUUCCUCUUCACACAACAUGUUGUGGAAUGUGGAUGUCCACAUGGGUAAUCUGUCUCUGACAGUGUCAGGACCCCUCUUGGACCGCAAACAGGAAUCCAACAGCAGUUCAGAGGAGGAAAUGCUGCCUAGCACUGAUAGCAAGGAGGAAGUGAUCAUCUACCUGAAAAACAACAGCGAGGAGGUCACCCUCACCAGCUCCUUGGACCACCAGAAGGAGCACUGGAGUUACGAUGGGAAUCAUCAGCUGGUUCCUAUGGAGACAAAGAACACCAGGAAUGAAUCUGAGCCAAAUCUGGAUGAUUCAAAGGUCAGACAAGGAGGUAAAGAGAAGCAGUCCCAUGGGGGAAGGAAGCCACCUGGGUCAAGAAUUAAGAAAAAGAGGCUCUUUAAGCCCCGUUCUCGAAGCAUGGACUCUGGGGGUCCUGAAUUCAGUCCUAGGGGGAUGAAGCCCAUGUCCAACGAAGAUCUGAAGUCAAAAUCCAUUGUUAUAGUGGUGCCAAGACGGGACUUCAAUGAUUACGAGUUAUACAUACCUAAUCUGAGUGAGGAGUCUGAAUUGGUUGAUAUUCCUAAUGAGGGCUUUGAGGAUACCUACGAAUAUGUGGAUUACAAAGACCCAUACAGCCAGCAAGGUGACAUUAAAGAUAUCGACGAGACCACAAAAUACUAUUUGAAAAUGGCAGGGGACAAUGUAAAGCCAUACUUCAUAGCUGCAGAAGAAGUUGAAUGGGAUUACGCCGGGUAUGGCCAAAGGAGGCAGGAGAGAACAAACAUAGAUGAAAGCCAAACAAAGUUCACUAAAGUGGUUUUCCGGAGCUACCUGGACAGUUCUUUCAGCACAGCAGACAUCAGAGGAGAGGUUGAUGAGCACCUUGGAAUCCUCGGUCCCAUCAUAAAGGCUGAAGUUGAUCAAACCAUCAUGGUUGUUUUCAGAAACCUGGCCAGCAGACCAUAUUCACUGCAUGCGCAUGGUGUUUCCUACACUAAACAAAUGGAGGGACUGAAGUAUGAUGACGAGUCUCCUUACUGGUACAAGCAUGAUAAUGAGGUUCAACCCAAACAAACCUACACAUACAUCUGGAAGGUGGAUCCCAAGAUUGGGCCCAAGCCUCAUGAAUCAGACUGUCGGACAUGGGCCUACUAUUCUGGUGUGAACCCAGAGAAAGACAUCAACUCAGGGCUUAUCGGGCCCCUCUUGAUCUGUAGGAAGGGAACUCUGGCGAAACACUCGCAGAACAUGCGGGAGUUUGUCCUGCUCUUCAUGACGUUUGACGAAACCAAAAGUUGGUAUUAUGAAAAAAACGUGGAGCUGAUACAGAGGAAAAAUAAAAAAGCAGCGGUGGAUCAUCAGCUCACAAAGAACUUGAAAUUCCCAGCCAUCAACGGUAUUGUCUUCAGUCUUAAAGGACUCAGGAUGUAUACCAACCAGCUGGUCAGGUGGCACCUCUUCAACAUGGGGUCUCAAAAGGAUCUCCACAGUGUCCACUUCCAUGGGCAGACCUUCCUGGACAAACAAAUCAUGGAAUAUCGCCAGGGAGUUUAUCCACUGCUUCCUGGUGGCUUUGCAACUUUGGAGAUGUGGCCUUCAAAGCCUGGGCUAUGGCAGCUGGAGUCAGACGUUGGGGGUGUCCAGCAGAGAGGGAUGCAGACACUGUUCCUGGUUAUAGACAACUCAUGUGGCCAUCCACUGGGCCUGGUCUCCCAGAGUGUGAAAGACAGCCAGAUCACGGCCUCUCACCACACAGGAGAGUGGAAGCCACAUUUGGCCAGACUAUAUAACACAGGCAAAUACAAUGCUUGGAGUACUGAGAGGAACACUGCAAACUGGAUCCAGGUGGACUUUAAGAGGCCGGUGGUGAUCAGCAAGGUGGCCACGCAGGGAGCCAAGCAGUUCUUCACCUCUCACUAUGUCAUGAACUACACCAUCUCCUACAGCACAGACAGGAGGAAGUGGACGUUCUACAAGGGAAACAGCAACUUCUUCAGAAUGUCAUUCACAGGAAACCAAGAUUCCCAUGACGUCAAGGAAAACACCUUCUUCCCACCUUUGAUUGGUCGAUUUAUUCGCCUCCACCCUCACAAUUCCUAUAAUAGGCCAACUGUGCGCUUGGAGUACUAUGGAUGUGAGCUCGAUGGAUGCUCUGUGCCUUUGGGAAUGGAGAGUGGGAGGAUCAAGGAUGAGCAGAUCACAGCCAGCUCUACAGCCUCCAGCUGGUUCGUUGGCCCCUGGCAUCCAUGGUUCGCUCGUCUCAAUAAACAGGGGGCCGUCAACGCCUGGCAGGCUAAGACCAAUAAUAUGCAGCAGUGGCUGCAGGUGGAACUGAAGGAGGUCAUGAAGAUAACCGGUAUCGUUACCCAGGGGGCCAAAUCUUUGGGCACAGAGAUGUACGUGACAGAGUAUAUCAUUGAGUACAGCAAGAAUGGCAAGACGUGGACGAAAUACAAAGAGGACGAGCAUGACCCUGAGCCACAGGUAUUUCUUGGAAACAGUGACAAUAAUGGACAUAUGAAGAACUACAUCUAUCCCCCCAUAUUUGCACGGUUCAUAAAGAUUAUUCCUCGAAGGUGGGAGAGCACAAUCACCAUGAGGAUAGAGCUGCUUGGGUGUGAUUUUAAAUAAGGACACAGAGGGCAUUAUUUUGUGACACAUACCCUAACUCUUUUCAUACAUGGAUACAAGGCAUGAAAUUGUCAUCCCUUUCAUUUACUUAUUUAAUUAUCUGUGAACUUAACUCUAGACGAAUUGUAAAUAUAUGAGUACUUAAAAUAUCUGUUCAGUCACCAUCAAUAGGUUCUAUGCUUGUAUGUGCUUAUGUAUGUCUGUUUGUUCAGACGAGUACCAUAGCAGAGACCUUUCAUCACAAAGGAGACUAUGAACUCCCUGUGCAUGCUUGGUGUACCUGAUUUCUAGUAACUGUUUACAUUAGACAGCUGAAUGAAACAGUUCUUGUAAAAGGCCUUUAGGUUAAACAAUACAGAACCAGAACUUUUAUAUUGUGCAGGGAAUCAUCUAUCUUGGAUAAUACUAGUAAAAUAUCUCUCAGACUCUACAGUCAGAGCUCUUUGAAAUAAACUGGAUGAAUCCCAC